Messenger RNA from Aspergillus vadensis CBS 113365, 327 nucleotides. RefSeq lists its product as uncharacterized. NCBI's taxonomy places the organism in Eukaryota, Fungi, Ascomycota, Eurotiomycetes, Eurotiales, Aspergillaceae. Bases 1 to 327 code for a protein of 108 amino acids. The record is from RefSeq and is a predicted model, not a curated record. The transcript has a single exon.
AUGGGUUUGGACCGUUCUGACUAUCGAGCGGGAAUGGCACCCGCCUCUCCUUUACAAGAUCGGUACCUGGUGCUAGUGAUUCGAGCUAACCAUAACCUGCCUAGCGACUGCUCAAAGGAGCAAGCGCCGUCUGACAAUUGGCUGCAGCGCAUGUGGGAUGUUGCCAAACGAGCCAUUCUCGUCAGAAUCGGGACACGGAUGUACAGCGUGGAAAUACGCGCGGAUACGAGCGAUCAUCCAGGGGCAGUUGGACUGUCUCCUCCACAUCAGCCAUCCUCCCGUGCAGAUUUGAUUCCUUCAUCUUACUCCGUACAAGGGUUUGCUUAA